This is a messenger RNA of Didymodactylos carnosus, 1956 nucleotides long. Lineage: Eukaryota; Metazoa; Rotifera; Eurotatoria; Philodinida; Philodinidae. The record is from the annotation of a GenBank genome assembly.
AUGAGUGACGAUGGAAAAGAGAAACUCCAGUCUUUUCCGCCAGCUCCACUAAUUGAAACGAAAAUUUUUUAUUAUAUUGAUGAUCAAGAACCACCUUAUUUAACAAAAUUAUGUCAACAACAACCCGUUAAAUUAAAAGAUUUUAAAAAUGCUCUCGAUCGAAAUUGUUCAAAAUAUAAAUUCUUUUUCAUGUCAUCUGAUAAUACAAUUGGAAAAGUAAAAGAAGAGAUAAUAAAUGAUGAUCAAAUAUUACCCUAUGCAGAUAAUGGUACAGAUCGAAUAGUGGCCUAUCUUGUAUCCAUCGAAGGUAGUACAACAUCGGGAGGAGAUCGUUCAUCGACAGCCAGCGGUGAAAAACAUCAACACAAACAACGAAUAAUCGACGAUGACACACUGACGACAACAACGAAUAGUUCAUCAUUUAUUCAACAGCCAAGAUUACAACGAAAUUCGCGUAGAUAUCAUUCAGGUGCAAGUCAAGAUCAUCGAUUUUUAAUUAAACAACAACGUCAACAUCAGGAUUCAUCAUUUCCCAGUAGCGAUCUUGAUACAACGACAUUUCUAGACGAAACAGAAGAUGACCGAUAUUCGACUAUUACAGAUUCGACAGCAGUAUCAUCUCGGUAUCAUGGAAGAAAUCGUCAACGAAGAAGAAAACAUCGUUUACCAAUAGCUAUCGAUCGUGCUUCAUCUUUUAGUAGUCUCAAUUCAGAUUCGACAAUGACAUUAAAUAUCAUUACUGUUACAUUAAACUUAGAUUCUGUGAAUUUUCUUGGAAUAAGUAUCGUUGGUCAAAGUGACAAAAAUGGAACGACCGAUGGAGGAAUCUAUGUUGGAUCUAUUAUGAAAGGUGGGGCUGUGGCUCAUGAUGGGCGUAUUGAACCAGGUGAUAUGAUUUUACAAGUAAACGAUAUUAGUUUUGAAAAACUUUCAAACGACGAUGCUGUUAAAAUAUUGCGUGAGGCUGUUCAAAAACCUGGACCAAUAAAAUUAGUUGUUGCUAAGUGUUGGGAUACAUCACCUCGUGGCUAUUUUACAUUACCUCGUCAUGAACAAGCUCGUCCAGUCGAUCCUCUCUCGUGGCUUGCUCAUACUCAAGCUAUUAGCAAUACCUUUAAUCCUACAGCAAGACAAUCGCUGUUGCAUCAGAGUUCAACAACAAAUAUGAGUUCAACGAUAUCAUCGACAGGCAAUACGUUGACUGAUAACGAAAGAUUUGGGCUAGAUUUAAAUUUAACAGUAGAUAGUGAUAUGGAUACAAUAUUACGAGCAAUGGCUGAGAAAGAUUCCGGUUUAGAUAUUCGAGAUCGUUUUUGGUUAAAAAUGCCUAUACCAAGAGCCUUUUUAGGUUCUGAUCUUGUAAAUUGGUUAUUUGAGCACGUUGAAGGAUUUAUUCAACGUAAUGACGCUCGAAAAUAUGCCAGUAGUAUGUUGAAAGCUGGUUAUAUUCGACAUACAGUUAAUAAAUUAACGUUUAGUGAACAAUGUUAUUAUGUUUUUGGAGAUUUAUAUGCACAAGGUAUAUCCCAAUUGACAUUAGAUGAAGAACCCGAGGAUUAUGAAUCUGUAUCAGAAAAUGAUCGUGAUACAUUGGCUCCAUUGAAGCCGGCAACAUAUGGUUAUUUAGAUAAGAAUAAUACUCCAUUGUAUUCUCCUCAACAAACAUUUCAUGAUUCAACGUUAACAGCCGGUAUAACUCAGUCAACUCAUAGCAAUUCAGGCGGUUCAUCGUGUUCAAAAGAUGCACGCAGUGCUAAAUCAUCAUCAACAAGUAGUACAGCAUCAGAUAUUGAUAGUUUAAAAUUAUCUUCAAAACAACAACAUCAUCCUCAUCAAAAUUCACUUUCAAAUAAUUCUAGACAAUUAGAAUCUGUACCGAAUCAAUUACGUUCAAGUAAAGAAUCAUUUUUACAAGCAAUGGCUCAUCCAUGUGAAUUUUUUGUCGAUGUUAUGUAA